Messenger RNA from Linum tenue, 2054 nucleotides. NCBI's taxonomy places the organism in Eukaryota, Viridiplantae, Streptophyta, Magnoliopsida, Malpighiales, Linaceae. The record is from the annotation of a GenBank genome assembly.
CUUUCCCAUUUAAAAUGUUUCUGAACUCAGCAGCCUCUUUUGUCACACAAAACGCCUUUGUCAGAUUUCCCCACGGCAAAUGGCCGCCUCCACAGUCAUCAUUGUCUUCUUCUUCUUCAUCGUGUCAAUGGAGCAGCACUGUUAACCAUGGAGGAAAGGGGAGCCCAAGCAAGGGCAGCAGCAGCGUAAUUAAUCGACAGCAUAAUAAAAAUCAUAAAGUAAUUAGAGCGGUGAUCAACAUUAAUACGGCUGAGAAUAACGCGGUUCCGGACAACCAGCUGAUUUUAGCAUUUGAUGAGCAGAAGCAAAAGCAGCAAGGUCUUGGAAUUGACAAGUUCCUGAGUGGGAAGACUUGGUUCAUCACCGGUGCAACUGGGUUUGUUGGUAAAGUUCUGGUGGAGAAGAUACUGAGGUCCAUCCCCGACACAAGGAAGAUAUACCUGAUGAUAAAGGCUAAAGACACUCAAGCCGCCCUGCGUCGCCUGAAAACUGAGAUAAUAGAAGCAGAGGUGUUCAGCGUGCUGAAGGAAGAAUAUGGGGAGUCCUACGAGAGUUUCAUGCUCGCGAAGUUGGUCCCCGUGCCUGGAAAUUUGGCCGAAGCUCCUGAACUUGGAAUCCAUCCGGACACUGCUGAUUUGGUCGCCGGAGAAGUGGAUCUCAUCGUCAACUCCGCCGCCAACACAACUUUCGACGAAAGGUAUGAUGUUGCAAUUAAUACCAACACCAGAGGAGCAACCAACCUUAUGAGAUUUGCCGACAAGUGCCAUAACCUCAAGCUCUUCAUGCACAUCUCCACAAUAUACGCGAACGGUGGGAGAAGCGGCAGAGUAAUGGAGAAGGCAUUCAGCGAGGAAGACGUUACUACCACAGCAGCAGCACUGGACGUCGCAGCAGAAAUUCAACUGGCUUUAACUCACUCUGCUGCUACACCAGCUGCCGACCACCUCAGAAGACUGGGCCUUGAAAGGGCCAGAAAAUUUGGGUGGCACGAUACUUACACCUUCACAAAAGCCAUGGGAGAGAUGAUGUUGGGGGAUUACAGAAAAGACAUCAAAGUGCCCAUUGUUGUACUCCGACCGAGUAUCAUUGAAGGCAGUUAUGCGCAUCCAUUUCCCGGCUGGAUUGAAGGAAACAGGAUGUUAGAUCCCAUUUCUCAGAAUUACUGUAAAGGCCGAAUGACAAGUUUUCCCGGACAUCCUGAUUCCAUCGUUGAUGUGGUCCCCGUCGACAUGGUAGUAAAUGCAGUAUUGGCAGCAGUAACUCGUCAUGGCGCCGCGGCGGUAACCAACAGCAGUAACAACAUGGUGAACGUAUACCAAAUAGGUUCGUCGGUCUCCAAUCCAAUGACCCUGAGUGAGCUCUUCACACUGUACUACCUUCACUUUGAUUCUUCCCCGAUUAUGAUCAACGGCAAACCCAUUCGCCUCAGUAGCCCGCUCGAUAUUUGUAACUCCAUUGAUGAAUUCUCCUCCGCCCUCCACCCGCCGGACAUCCCCGCCGGCUCCCGCCUCGGCCGGAGAUUGCGCCAGGAUGCAAUCCGUAUGGCUACUUUCUACCUGCCCUACUUGUCCUUUAUGGGAAGGUACGACUGUAGCAACACAGAGAAGCUUAUGGAAGAGAUGUCGGAGGAGGAAAGGGCAGAGUUUGGGUUUGAUGUGAAAAAAAUCGAUUGGAGACAUUACAUUGCUCAGGUGCACCUCCCUGGCUUAAGGAAGCAUGUCAUGAAGGAGAGACUACCGGCAAAAGCACAUGUUUGAUUAUACAUUCAUAAGCUGAUCUUCCCGACAGGAAGAAGAGAGUGUUCGGUCUUGGUGUAUUUGGGACCACAACCUCAACUCCCAUACAUACAAGUUUUACUAUGGGCGGACAUGUAUGUGAUUUUCACCCAUUGAAUUCACAUUGGAUUUGUUUAGUCAUGGACUUCAUGAAUUGAUCACUUGUGUUGUGAAUAUAGGCAACCCAUUUAAAUUAGGAAAUGAAACUCCUAACAAUUUCCCACUUAGGCUGUCUAAUUUUCACAAACACUUAUAUUAUGAAAUUCUUUAGGCACGCAA